AUGCUUGAGGAUCUCCCGAACGAGCUCCUGGAAAAUAUUGCGGAGUGGUUACCACCGCUUGCUCUUCGAUCCCUGAGCCACGCCUCCUCGAAGCUCUACCAUGCUCUGCUCCCUCGGAUUUACCGUGUGGUCGUGUUUCGUGCUGCGAGUAAAUGGGCCUUAAAUGUGCUUAACAUCGAUGAUUUCUUCAUCCAACACUCCCAAAGCGCCAGCCACCUUCUACACACCCGCCACUUGAAAAUUGACGCCCCGAUCGAUCUUACUCGGUUCAAUCGCUGUGCGGCAUUCAACAUCUUUCGGGCGGUCGGAUUGGCCGCUGAUCCUUUCUCGAGCAUUGGGACUUCCGACGACGCUAGGGCCCAUCAGCAGUUCUUGGAGGACAUUGGCGAUCAACUUCACUUGGUCUUCGCACAUCUCAGUCCUAGUCUCCUUCGAUCAUUCACGUGCGUAUCAGGUCAUCCCACAACAUGGAUCCCAAUCGCCGUGCUAAUUGGCCACCAGGUGGCGCUUGGGCACAUGCCUUCCGGCGGCGCAUCAGCUGGCAGACCAGAUUUCUCCCGUCAAGUGCUUGGGCUGCAAGGGUGCACUGUCGCGACCACAACACGCGCCUCGGGCCCUGCUCCGGCAUUUUUGCCCUCUCUUACGUACCUGACACUCUCCAAGGCAUAUCUCCAGAAAAGCCCGCAACCGACCGCUUUGUCGAUUUUUGCUGGCUUGAGAUCCUUGAAGUUGCGUGACUGUAUAAACUCCUGCGAGUUUUUGGACGCACUGUCGUGCUUGCAGAAUAAGCUUCAGUUGCGGCUAUUUGAGCUCUGUUGCGAUAAUCUGGCGCUUGACCCCAACAAGGCAAAUUUGGGUCCGGUUGUUGCUUUCUUACUUUCCCUCCAAGGCUUGCAGCAUCUCUAUUUGAAACUUGCCAACUUUGCACAUACCCACCAAAUCGAACCCGUGAUUCGGCAUCACAGCCGGACCCUAGACGCCCUUGUGUAUCACGAGAAACAACUCGCUCCGAUAGAUAAUGAGAGACUGUGGUGGGAUACUCGAGACUUCUGUCCGUCAUGGAUAGUCGAUCGGGCCGAGUUGAGGCAUCUCAAUCGACUCUCUGCCUUAGCGCUGUGUACCAACACAUCUUCUGUGGUCAGUUACUCGCGUGAGAGAACGGUAACCAAAAGAGAGAGGCUGCUGAUCCUUUUAGCACAGCGAGCGGGCCUUGAGCCGGGUGCGAAAGCUUCUCAUCUUCAGGUGCUUCAUUUUCGAGUCACAGGCGUAGACCAUCUCCAUCGAGACAUUCAAUCGGAAGUCGUCUCGCAGAUUCGGACAGCAGAGGACCGAGACGAGGGAUGUCCGUGCGGUUGUUGGGGCGGGCAGACAAGACGGAUCUCCCUCUCCGACCGGGAUUUUGACUUUGCGAGUCUCUGGGAAGAACAAUCUAUCGAGUCCCCGCGAACUGGGCUAUCGGACGGGUCAGGUGGGUCACAGGCCAGCACCGAAUCAGCUGAGAUCAAAGAAGUCCUGGACUUUGCGGACUGGGCGUUCGGGCCGAAUGGGUUACCCAGGCUAGAGGUUCUAGCGUUCGGAGACUUUUCUUACGAGGAGCGAUAUCAGAAGCAGCGGUUUCUGGCGCGUCGGAAACGCUCGGUGCGAUUACGAUUGCCUGGUCAACGUCCCGAGACCCGUAAACACUACGGCUGGAUUUUUUGCAUUGGCGAUAUGAACGAUCCAUCUCUUUGGAGCGACGUUGGUUUGGACGGUAGCAAAUUUCUUUCAGCCUGCCCCGAUGGUGGUCUAAUGGAGUCGCCCGAUGAGUGGUGA
Penicillium daleae is the source of this 1812-nucleotide messenger RNA. RefSeq lists its product as uncharacterized. The coding region runs from base 1 to 1812 and encodes 603 amino acids. The record is from RefSeq and is a predicted model, not a curated record. The transcript is spliced from 3 exons. NCBI's taxonomy places the organism in Eukaryota, Fungi, Ascomycota, Eurotiomycetes, Eurotiales, Aspergillaceae. Gene Ontology annotation, molecular function: protein binding.